Molecule: messenger RNA, 1308 nt
Organism: Salvia hispanica
Lineage: Eukaryota; Viridiplantae; Streptophyta; Magnoliopsida; Lamiales; Lamiaceae
Source: RefSeq, a predicted model, not a curated record
CUCACAUUCACCAUCAAUUCAACACCUCACUUCAUCCAUAUCUCUCUCUCUCUCUCAAACAUCCUAUCUUUCUCUCCAAGAAAAUACCCAAAACAGAAAAACAUGGACGGAAGCUCCGUCGACGAGAGCAGCACCACCGACUCCCUAUCAAUGACGCCGCCCCGGCCCCGGCCCCUGCCCCCGGUCAAGUCCCUUGACCGGGUCGGCAGCGGCGCCAGCGUGGUCCUGGACGCGGAGCACGGCGUCGAGGCGGAGUCGAGGAAGCUCCCAUCCUCCCGCUUCAAGGGCGUGGUCCCGCAGCCCAACGGGCGGUGGGGCGCGCAAAUCUACGAGAAGCACCAGCGCGUGUGGCUCGGCACCUUCAACGAGGAGGACGAGGCCGCCCGCGCCUACGACACCGCCGCCCAGCGCUUCCGCGGCCGCGACGCCGUCACCAACUUCAAGCCGCUCUCCGACGACGCCGAGGCCGCCUUCCUCAGCUCCCACUCCAAGGCCGAGGUCGUCGACAUGCUCCGAAAGCACACCUACGGCGACGAGCUCGACCAGAGCCGCCGCUGCUUCGGCGCCGCCGGAGGGAACAGAUCGCCGACGAAUCAAAGCGGUUUCUCCUCGGCCAAGGCGCGGGAGCCGCUGUUCGAGAAGGCGGUGACGCCCAGCGACGUCGGCAAAUUGAACCGGCUCGUGAUACCGAAGCAGCACGCGGAGAGGCAUUUCCCUCUGCAGAGUGGGAACAGCAGCAAAGGAGUGUUGCUCAAUUUCGAAGAUGUGAACGGGAAAGUGUGGAGAUUUCGGUAUUCGUAUUGGAAUAGUAGCCAGAGCUAUGUGCUAACCAAGGGGUGGAGCCGGUUCGUGAAGGAGAAGGAUCUGCGGGCCGGGGAUGUUGUGAGUUUCCAGCGCUCGACCGGCCCGGAUAAGCAGCUGUACAUUGAUUGGAAAGUGAUGAGCGGAAGGGAGGCUGAGCCGGCCGGUUCGAACCGGGUUCAGAUGGUGAGGUUGUUUGGGGUGAAUAUAUUUGAGUGCGGAAGUGGGAAGAGGGCGAGGGAGAUGGACGAUAUGGAGAUUAUGAGCGCCAAGAAACAAAGGAUUAUUGAUGUUUUGUAGUAGCAAUUAGUUUUCUUUUUUAUUGUUGUUGGUUUUUUUCAUCAACUGUGAAUGUAGUUGGGGAAAGGGAGGAGAAGGUGGAGUGAGAUGGCGAUGUUGCAACUUGCUAAAGCUUGAAUUGUACAGUAAAAUACACAAAAAGAAAGGCUUGCUCAACCUUUUAGGUUUUGAUAAAUAUGGGAAUACAAACUUCUCUCCAUUUUAUUA